Molecule: messenger RNA, 516 nt
Organism: Cetraspora pellucida
Lineage: Eukaryota; Fungi; Glomeromycota; Glomeromycetes; Diversisporales; Gigasporaceae
Source: the annotation of a GenBank genome assembly
AUGGAUCAAGCUGUGGCUUCAACAUUCAUGGCUCAAGCUAGAGCCACGGUUUUUAAGACAUACAACAUUGAGGGUACAAGUGACUCCUCCCCAGACACAUCAAAUUUCGGUACCAAAUUACUUACAACUAGGAACACAUCUGAUUAUAAACCAAAUGGUGGAUUUGUUGCUUAUGCAUUAGAUCCAAAAGAACAGCAAGAAUUUUUAAAUUUUAUAACUGGACAAUCUAAUUCCCGUACCUUUAAUAGCACUAUAGCGUGCAUGCAACCAGUGCAAACAUGUAAAAUCGGUCCUGUCACACCCUAUGCAUCUAAAAUAUUUUGUGUUUCAGCUUUAAAUCCAAAUAAUUCAACAAACAACAAAUUGUCUAUCUCAAUUGAUUUCACAACAGUAACUUCGAAAGAGACAUCUAUUCCAUCAGUAACGUCAAAAGGGAGAUCUAUACAAAGUUCACCAAUGGCAUUAAUUAUAAUAUCAUUAGUGAUUUUUUACUAUUUAAAUCCUUUCUUCUUUUAA